Molecule: messenger RNA, 855 nt
Organism: Aphanomyces astaci
Lineage: Eukaryota; Oomycota; Saprolegniomycetes; Saprolegniales; Verrucalvaceae
Exons: 2
Coding region: 13-780 (255 amino acids)
Source: RefSeq, a predicted model, not a curated record
CUCGGAUCCAACAUGGUGGUGGAGCUCAAUGUAUGGGACCCAGUGCAGUACAACCAUGCUGCGGGGUUUGUCGCUCGAGAGUUUGGCCAGAGCCUCCUGGAGCUGCUAUGUCCUCAGUCAAGCGACGUCAUCCUGGAUCUGGGGUGUGGAGACGGCGUCCUCACCGCUCAGAUCGCGGCGACAGGAGCUUCUGUUGUAGGAGUGGAUUCAAGUGCAGCCAUGGUAUCUCAUGCGCGAGAGCAUUUUGGUCUGGAUGCGCACGUCAUGGAUGGCCAAGCGCUGACAUUCCCCAACGACGAAUUCGUCAUUGUGUUUUCGAACGCUGCGUUGCAUUGGAUGCCGUACGCCGACGGUAUUCUAAGCGGGGUGGCGGCGACGCUGAAGCCCGGGGGACGUUUCGUCGUGGAGUGCGGAGGGUUUGGCAACAUCGCGUCCAUCGUCACGGCCGUCGUCGCCGUGUUGGCGCGGCAUGGCAUCGACGGCCGACCCAAAAUCCCAUGGACCUUUCGAACUACGAGAGAGUGGGAAGAGCACUUGACCAAGGCCGGCUUCCGCGUCAAGUCGAUGGUGAGUUAUUCGCGGCAGCCAGUGUUGCCCGACGGGAUUGUGGGGUGGCUCAAGACAUUUGGAGACAACUUCUUCGACGACGUGCCGUUGGACAUGCGAGACAGUGUCAUGCACGAGGUCCAAGACGUGCUGAAAUGGAGUUUGUGCGAUGGUCAUGAAGUAUGGCGGGCAGACUACAUCCGGGUGCGAUUUGAAGCCAUCAAGGACGCGUGACAGACACCAAGCGUGGCUUGCUGCCAAUAGGGUAUUGUUUUCAUGCCCUCAAUAUACCGUAUAGUGUAUAUGUAU